CGCAAUUCGCGAAGCCGCCGCAGAUUGUAGUUCAAGUACGCUGUUAAAAUGCCACCGAAAAAAGGAAAAGGAAAGGGCAAAAAGGGCAAAAAAGAUGAGAAGAAAGACCCAAAUAAGCUGACCAAUGUGGAUCGCGCAUUCUGCGAUCUUACCAUCGCCGACCUCAAUCAGAAACUAGCACGCCUCCGUAGUCAUCUCGCUUCUUUGGACGACAACAAUAUAAACCUAAAAGAGAAGCUGCGCGAGAUCGAAGAAGAUCACACCGAUGUCGCGGCGCAUUUGGAACGCACGCUCGGCGAGCGUAACGAAACAAUUCAUGAGCUCGAGGAGCGACUAACCGAGAUCAUUAAAAUACGUGAAGCGGAGAAUCUACAGUCAGCGGAGAAGGUAAAGGAGCUAGAGACUAAGUACAAGUCUAUGCAUGACCAACUGACUUCGGAGAUUAAGCUGCUCAACGGUAAACUAAACUCGUUGGAUGAAUUUCGCGUGCAACGUGAUAUGCUGCUUGCCAAAUUUGACGACCAAGAGACAGAGUUGAAAGAGAAGGAGCGCGCUUACGUUGAAAUGGUUUACACCAUGGAACAGAAGGCUGUGGUCGAGAAGGAUGCGCUGAAAAAGGAGGUAGAGACCAAACUGCUGCAAGUAUCUGAGGAUUUCACGCGUUCCAACGAGAUACGCAAUGCCGGCUACACGCGUCUGAUACGUGAGAACAUUGCCUUGCAGAAGGAAAUUGAUAUAUUGGUGAUGUCACAAAUCAAAAUGCAACAACAGUUCAAUGAACAAGUCAUACGCCACAAGGAAAUGGCUGAGCAGUAUGCAUCGAUGGACCAGCUGAAGAAGCAAUUGAUACGCAAUUCGCAGAAUAAGAUCAAAAUCAUCGAGAGGCUCACCGAUAACUAUGAAAAACUUAAGGCCAAAUAUGUAGAGGUGGCAAGGUAUCGCAAAUUGUAUGAGACAGCUGUGAAACGUGACAUUUGUGAGCGUUUUAACUUCAAGGAUAUGUCAAAAAAGAUCCGCCACCUGGAACAGCGCGUCGAGGAAUUGAAGAUGGAAAAAUCGCGCUUCAUUGCAAUACAUCAGCAGCACGAAACGGAGAUCCAGCGAUUGCGUGACAUUAUCAUACAAAUAAAGACCACCGUACAAUCGGCCAUCGACGCCAUACACAGUCCGUGUGGCAAGGAGCGUGGCAAGGAUAGCGUCAAAGAAAGUAUUUCACAAGAUGCAAUGCGCCAAUUGAGACGUCAUGAUCUGCUCACCCAGUUGAUGGAAAUUGUGAGUAGUCACUCGGACGAGCUACCGCCAACGCCCUCCGUGCUAACAAUCUCACGUUCCACCUCCAGCGUCUAUCGUCCCGGCAAAAUGGGCUUACUGCCGCGCACCGCUUCCUCAUUGAUGGAGAUCUUUAAGCUCACGGCACACAAGGCCGCCUCUACAGACAUUGCUGUGACCGAGUAUCAAAUACAACAGGUGGAGAGUAAGAUUAUACCAAAAGCACGUGAGUUAGGUGGUCAAAAUUUAUUCGAUGUGGAAAUGGGAUCCACUUUGUAUGCAUCAUCUUCGCACGAGGAACUCGAAACAGUGAUGCCCGUUGAAGAUGCGCAGGCGGAGGAUGAGGAUGAGGGUGAGUCCAGUAGCGUCGACUACGGUUCGUCAGCUACUCAUACCACAGUCAAACCAUCGGUGGUGUCCAUUCCGGGUGGUGGCGACGGAACACCGGACACCGGCGAACGGCUUUCAGUGAGAUCUUCGCGGCCAUCACGUCGUUCGGAAAUCGGUGAAUCUGGAUCGCGGCGCGCUACGGAAUCAGGAUCACGUGUCUUGUACGAUGUUGAGUAUGACGAAGGCGACGAGGAGUAUUCAAUUAAUUUGUUUUAUUAA
Molecule: messenger RNA, 1878 nt
Organism: Rhagoletis zephyria (snowberry fruit fly)
Lineage: Eukaryota; Metazoa; Arthropoda; Insecta; Diptera; Tephritidae
Cellular component (GO): ciliary basal body; cilium
Molecular function (GO): microtubule binding
Source: RefSeq, a predicted model, not a curated record